Molecule: messenger RNA, 2049 nt
Organism: Plasmopara halstedii
Lineage: Eukaryota; Oomycota; Peronosporomycetes; Peronosporales; Peronosporaceae
Exons: 1
Coding region: 1-2049 (682 amino acids)
Source: RefSeq, a predicted model, not a curated record
AUGAGUAUGCUACAUGUCUCGUGCGAAUGGCACGAAGUGGAACAGACGCUAACAGCGCUGGAGCUACCGCCAAUUCCCCCUGCAUCCGAUCCGCAGAGACUUCUGGGAUACGUACUGCACAUUUUGCCACGUUACACCGAGAUGGAGAUGCUGGCGACGCACCUACGUCUAUACGCGUCUACACUGGAGCAGGAUAUGGAGCAAGUCAAAAGCCACGUACAGCUGCUGACUCGAGAGGCGGCUUGCGAAAGAGAGAAGAAACAUUUCUUAGAGCGAUACGCAGCACAGGUGGUAAAGGAGCGCAACGAUCUGCUGCAUUCUCGAGGCGCCUCGAAGAAAAAGACGACAACAGCUGUCUCCCAUUUUGUAUGGCACAAUUGCUGCAAGAAGAAUACGAACCAUGCAAUGGACUUAGCACCGUCAAUUUUUGCAUUUCGAGGUGAGAAGCUGCAAGAAGCGGCCAUUCAAAUUGAAAAUCUACAGGAAGAAGUGCGCAAUCAGGAGUUGCUACGAAAAGAUCUGGACUUUCUUCUCAAGAGAACGCAGCGAGAACACGACAGCAAAAUUGCGGGUGAUCGCAAGCAUAUUCAGCAACUGGAAAAGCAGAUUAUCCAACGAGCAGCACUCCACUCAAACUUAGAAAAGAAGUUGUAUGAGGUUGAGGCAAUGCUUGCUAGACAUGACGAAUCAAAGAGAGAAGAACUGCGUGAUGUCAGCCAUCGCCUGUCAGAGACCGAAGCAUGCAACAUUAAGUUGAAUAAAGAAGUUUUAUCGUUGCACGAACAAUUGAAUGCAAUAACAUCUGACCGUAAUCGCCUGCUGGAUCUGCUGAAAGAAACGACCGAAAAGAAGGACAUCUUUGCACGACAAAUAGACAAGCUGACGAAGAAAUGGCAAUCUCUCGAGUCUGAGGUCGAGGCUUUGCAGUCCGAGAUUGUUGUUCUGCAGACAAAGGAUGUUAGUCAAAUUCGCCUGCAAUACGCAUCCACAAUCGAUAGAUUACAAAAAAAAAACGUAGCUAGUGAGAAGGUGCUGUGUCAAGAGGUUGAUCGUCUUAAGCAUAUGUUAAAAGAGCGUGAUGAAUCACAAUUGCAGACAUUCAACGCGCAGCGAUCGACUGCCAGAGUGGGAUUAAGGCAUUCUCUAUCCGGUAAGAUUUGUCCUAUAGAAAACAUACCGAUUCCGGGUGACGAAGUACAUCCGAGUGAUGACGUUCUUAGUGAUGAUUGCCAAGUUGAAGUUGAUGGAGCAUUUAUGUCAUCGUCAAGAAGUCAGCCGUCAGUUGUACACGAAUAUAGUGACCUGUCGGCUGCACAAUUAAAUAUAAGCGUUUCAUCUUCGCAAGGGCAAAGCUGUUUAGGUCUCGCCAAGGUUAGAAGAAAUGCCAGCGAUAGGCUUUUGGCGAAAAGCCCAAGUCUCAUCUCUUGUCAGAGCUGCUGCUCUGGAGUAAGCAAGCACGCGGAUUCUUGGGAUCUAAAUGAAGUUUCAGAAAAUCUCAGUAUAUCAUUGAAAUGUCACCAGACUGGUGCUGAUACCACAGAAGAUAAUCUAUUUGACUGGGAGGCUUUUGUAGACAGUGUUUCUGAAUGUUCAAGCUUGUCGAAUGAAGAUUCAACAUGCUCCACAUCAGCAAAUCCAAAACUUAUUAAGUUUGGCACAAGAAAAACUCACCACAAAUUACGCAAUGAGCAUAUUUAUCCAUUUGAAGACAGGGGUGAAAGUGCAACAGUGUCUGACUCACCUAACUUUGCUCAGGCUUGUUUAGGUGAAGGCGAGGAAGAAAAGGAAUCCGACAUUGACGGUAUUCCACUACGGUACGAGCCUCAUCUGCACGAUGAGAACAGCGUUAUCAUUCCCAAUACCACCAACCAUGAGCAAUACAACGAUACCAAAGAACGAACUGAAGAAUGUGUGCAGGUGCAGAAUGAUUUAGUGCGUGAUAUAACUCAAAUGCUCAACGAACUUGAGCAGAAACGAAAAAGGGAAGAAAAUAAGGCCUCACAAGCAGAGUUGGCCCUUUUGGAAUUCCAGCAAGGAAACAGGCCAUGA